This is a messenger RNA of Meriones unguiculatus (Mongolian gerbil), 718 nucleotides long. RefSeq names its product endothelial differentiation related factor 1 (gene Edf1). The record is from RefSeq and is a predicted model, not a curated record. Gene Ontology annotation, cellular component: nucleus. NCBI's taxonomy places the organism in Eukaryota, Metazoa, Chordata, Mammalia, Rodentia, Muridae. The coding region runs from base 102 to 548 and encodes 148 amino acids. Gene Ontology annotation, molecular function: DNA binding. The transcript has 5 exons.
GGCUCCGGCGCCGGAAGCGGAGAGGCGACGAAGGAACGUCGCGUCGCCGCGCCAGGUCUCGAGCAGCUGCCAGAGCCGCUGGACGGACCUCCUGCCACGCCAUGGCCGAGAGUGACUGGGACACCGUGACGGUGCUGCGCAAGAAAGGCCCCACGGCCGCACAGGCCAAGUCUAAGCAGGCCAUCUUAGCAGCUCAGAGACGAGGAGAAGAUGUGGAGACAUCCAAGAAAUGGGCUGCUGGCCAGAACAAGCAGCAUUCUAUCACCAAGAACACAGCCAAGCUAGACCGGGAGACAGAGGAACUGCAUCACGACAGGGUGACCCUGGAGGUGGGCAAAGUGAUUCAGCGGGGCCGGCAGAGCAAAGGCCUGACACAGAAGGACCUGGCCACGAAAAUCAAUGAAAAGCCGCAAGUCAUCGCAGACUAUGAAAGUGGACGGGCCAUUCCGAAUAACCAGGUUUUGGGCAAAAUUGAGCGAGCCAUCGGCCUCAAGCUUCGGGGGAAGGACAUCGGGAAGCCUAUUGAGAAGGGGCCGAAGGCGAAAUGAACACAAAGCCUCGAAGCCAGUGGUUCCGGCUGAGCUCUUCUGGCUGGUCCCCAAGGACCACCAGCACUGCCGUGGGUCUCCUCACAUGGUCAAACGGAACACAGGGGUCAGGCCUGUGUGCCCCCUCAACCCAUACCCGCUGUCAAACAAAGCAAAACCUUGCAAAGUGA